GGUAGCGGUAGCGGCGGCGGCUACAGAGGCGUUGAGUGGAGAAAGAUGGCGGCUCCGGGGAGUUCGGGGACUCGGCGGCCGUGAGGCGGCGGCAGCGGGAGACGCCCGGCCCGAGGCCCGGCACAGCGCGGCGCCCUCCUCCCCUUCUGUCCUCCCCCGGUCCGUCAGUCCGUCCGUCCGUCCGCGCGGCAGCGGCCGCGGAGCGAAGGCGAGAGCGGGCGGUGGCCAGGCCAGUUACGCUUAAUGGGAGACAUCUGUGAUGGCUGAAAUCUGAAGUAACCGAGGAAACAAAGCCGUCAAGGGGAAUGCCAUGGCCAGUUCCUCGGACAGUGAGGAUGACAGCUUCAUGGCCGUGGACCAAGAAGAAGCAGGGGUGGAGGGGACAAUGGAGCAAGAUGAGGAGCCCCACCCUGAACUGGAGAUUGAGGAGACCAGACAUAACAGGUCUAUGUCUGAACUGCCUGAAGAGGUUCUGGAGUACAUCCUGUCUUUCCUCUCACCAUAUCAGGAGCACAAAACCUCAGCUCUUGUCUGCAAACAGUGGUACCGACUUAUUAAAGGUGUGGCCCACCAGUGUUAUCAUGGCUUUAUUAAGGCUGUACAGGAAGGAAACAUUCAAUGGGAGAGUCGAACUUACCCCUACCCCGGAACCCCAAUCACUCAGCGGUUCUCACAUAGUGCGUGUUACUAUGAUGCUAAUCAAUCCAUGUAUGUUUUUGGAGGCUGUACCCAGAGCAGCUGCAAUGCUGCCUUCAAUGACCUCUGGAGGCUUGAUCUCAAUAGUAAAGAGUGGAUCCGACCUCUGGCUUCAGGUUCUUAUCCCUCCCCUAAAGCUGGAGCCACUCUAGUGGUGUACAAGGACUUGCUUGUGUUGUUUGGGGGCUGGACACGGCCGAGCCCUUAUCCUCUGCACCAACCUGAGAGGUUCUUUGAUGAAAUACACACUUACUCUCCCUCUAAAAAUUGGUGGAAUUGCAUAGUGACAACACAUGGACCGCCGCCUAUGGCAGGCCACUCCUCCUGUGUGAUAGAGGACAAGAUGAUUGUCUUUGGUGGUUCCCUAGGAUCCCGGCAAAUGAGCAAUGAUGUUUGGGUCCUUGACCUGGAGCAGUGGGUCUGGUCCAAGCCUAAUGUCUCUGGCCCCAGCCCCCACCCUCGAGGGGGCCAGUCUCAGAUUGUCGUAGAUGAUGAAACUAUCCUGAUCCUUGGAGGAUGUGGUGGCCCGAACGCACUCUUUAAGGACGCUUGGUUACUUCACAUGCACUCCAGCCCCUGGACCUGGCAACCCCUCAGGGUAGAGAAUGAAGACCAUGGAGCCCCCGAGCUGUGGUGCCACCCAGCCUGCCGGGUGGGCCAGUGUGUGGUGGUCUUCAGCCAGGCUCCCAGUGGAAGAGCACCACUCAGCCCAAGUCUGAACUCCCGCCCAUCUCCCAUCAGUGCCACUCCACCGGCUCUGGUUCCUGAAACCCGGGAAUACCGCUCCCAGUCUCCAGUAAGGAAUAUGGAUGAAGCUCCUUGCGUCAAUGGUCGUUGGGGAACCUUACGCCCGAGGGCACCGAGGCAGACCCCAUCAGGAUCCCGGGAAGGGAGCCUUUCCCCUGCCAGGGGUGAUGGCUCACCUGUCCUCAAUGGUGGGAAUUUAUCCCCAGGAGCAGCAGCAGUUGGUGGGGCCUCCCUGGACAGCCCUGUUCAGGCAGUCUCUCCAAGUACCCCAUCAUCAGCUGAGGGAUAUGACCUCAAAAUGGGGCUUUCACUGGCACCCCGGCGAGGCUCCCUGCCAGAUCAGAAAGACCUAAGGUUGGGAUCGAUGGAUUUGAAUUGGGAUCUAAAACCCACUUCCAGCAGUAGUCAGAUGGACGGCAUGGAUGCCAGGACAGUCGGGGGGAGCAUGAGGAAUCCUCCAGAACAGACCAAUGGAGUGCACACUCCUCCCCACAUGGCCAGCGCUCUUACGGGAGCUGUGUCUCCGGGUGCUCUGCGACGGAGCCUAGAAGCUGUCAAAGCCCUUUCCUCUAAGGGCCCACCAGCCCCUGCAGCACUGAGUCCCCCGCUGGUGUCUUCCCCCGGCUCCCCAGGGAGUCAGAGCAUGAGCAGCGUCGAGACGGUGCCCAUCCCUCGCCCAGGACCCGCCCAGGGUGACGGGCACUCCUUACCUCCCAUCGCCCGGCGCUUGGGCCACCACCCACCACAGUCUCUGAACGUUGGCAAGCCCUUGUACCAGAGUAUGAACUGCAAGCCCAUGCAGAUGUAUGUGCUAGACAUUAAAGACACGAAAGAGAAAGGGCGUGUCAAAUGGAAAGUAUUUAACAGCAAUUCUGUGGUUGGCCCACCCGAGACCAGUCUGCACACAGUGGUGCAGGGCAGGGGGGAGCUCAUCAUCUUUGGUGGCCUCAUGGACAAGAAACAGAAUGUGAAGUACUAUCCCAAAACAAAUGCCUUGUACUUUGUGCGAGCAAAAAGAUAAUAUGGCAAACACUUGGUUCCAACCUUUUUCCUUCUGUGGCUUUUAAUUUUGAAUUUUACACUGUCACGCAGGCAUUCAAACUGUGAAUUGGGCAAACAAAGAAUUCAAUAGCCCCACAAGCCAAAACUCCAAUUCCCAAUCUAAUGCUCGCUCUGGGCUAGGGUCAGAUCCCCAUCUAAAAAACAAAUUAUAUAAAUGUCUUUAUCUAUAUCUCUAUCUAUAUUCUAUAGCCAACUCUGUUUACAAAAGGGCAGAAAUCUCCGUGCUGGUUCCGAUAAAGUUGUUGCUGUGUUUUAGCAGAGGCUCUGCUGCCUUUUUCUAUUCUGCUGGUAAUUAGACCAAGAAUUUAGGGAACAGGUCACCUGCUAUCAGUUCCCUUCCAAGAGAACUGAAGGGUCCCAGGUAAAAAGAGCUGCAUGAGGGAGGGCUGGGAGCUCAUGUCCCGCUAGGUCAGUGUGUGCAGGGCCAGACCCAGGGUCUCCUCCAGGGGCUGUAGGAAAGAGGGAUGAUGGUGAGAAACGGAGGAGACAGUGAGGAGGGGCGGUUGUCCCAUAUCUUUGUGCCAGGAUUGUCGUGAAAUGGUGUGUUUGGGCUCAGGCCACAGGGCCUGCCCUGGUCGGAAGGAGCAGGGCUAAAUCACUGGUUUCUGCUUGUGAAAUCUCUGGCACCUUUGGUUGGGAGCUGCCCAAACCCACAUCCCCUUCCUUAAACACGCUCUCCCUUAAGAUGUCAGUCUUGUGGAAUCUGCCUUUCCUUCUUGUAGGAUUUCUAUGCAAAUGUGGAUAUUUGGGGUUGUUUAAAGCCCUGCCCUUCAACACUUUGCAGAUGAAAGUAAGAUUGAGGCUUGGGAGCCUAAGAUGAUCACGCACUUCUCAGAAAUAUUGGG
Messenger RNA from Dromiciops gliroides (monito del monte), 3350 nucleotides. RefSeq names its product F-box protein 42 (gene FBXO42). The transcript has 11 exons. The coding region runs from base 311 to 2464 and encodes 717 amino acids. The record is from RefSeq and is a predicted model, not a curated record. Lineage: Eukaryota; Metazoa; Chordata; Mammalia; Microbiotheria; Microbiotheriidae. Gene Ontology annotation, molecular function: protein binding.